AUGGUAGAAUUCACCCAUGAGAGCACGGAAGAAGAAGAAGAGAGUUUACAGGAGGAAGUAUUAGAUUUUGCACCGGCAGCACUAGAUGAUUCUUUACCAGAAGUGGAAGAUUCAUUGCAGGAGAUAAACUUAGGGAUAGAAGAAGAUCCAAGACCCACUUUUAUUAGUGCACUAUUGAAAGAACCACUUAAGAGCGAAAUCAUUGCACUGUUGCAUGAUUUUAGAGACUGUUUUGCUUGGCAUUAUCAUGAGAUGCCUGGGUUGGAUAGAAAACUGGUGGAACAUAAGUUGCCAAUCAAGGAAGGCUAUCUUCCAGUCAAACAGGCCAGAAGAAGGAUGUCUAUGGAAACAGAACUGAAAGUCAAAGAAGAAAUAGAAAGGUUGGUCAAGGCAGGAUUCAUCAGACUAGCCAUUUAUGCUGAUUGGCUAGCCAAUAUUGUGCCAGUUCUGAAUAGAGAAAUAGGGGCAAUUAGGAUAUGUGUGGAUUACAGGAAUCUGAAUGAAGCAUCUCCCAAGGAUGAAUAUCCUAUGUCAAUGGCAGAUAUGCUAGUAGAUGGAGCUGCUCAUAACCAAAUGAUAUCUUUUAUGGAUGGCAAUGCAGGAUAUAAUCAGAUUAUGGUAGCAAAAGAAGACAUCCAUAAAACAGGACAUUCUCUAGAGGUGUAUACAGAUGAUGUGGUGAUUAAAUCCCUAGAAGAAGGAGAUCAUGUGUCAAAUCAAGCAGGAAAUUUAUUAGGUUUCUUGGUCCGCCAAAGGCGCAUAGAGAUUGACAAAAAUAAAGCAAAAUCCAUCAUAGAAGCUCUACCACCUUAG
Prunus armeniaca (apricot) is the source of this 813-nucleotide messenger RNA. Lineage: Eukaryota; Viridiplantae; Streptophyta; Magnoliopsida; Rosales; Rosaceae. The record is from the annotation of a GenBank genome assembly.